CACUGGCUUAUUGUUCUGCACUGAGUUUAAACUCAUCAAGGAAGUGAAAAGCAGAGAGAAUGGCAAAAUCACCAGAAGAAGAACAUCCACAUAAGGCUCUUGGCUGGGCUGCCAAAGAUAGUUCUGGGGUCCUUUCUCCCUUUCAUUUCUCAAGAAGGGACAAUGGAGUUGAAGAUGUGACCAUAAAAAUCCUGUACUGUGGAGUUUGCCAUUCGGACUUGCACGCUGCCAAGAAUGAAUGGGGGUUUUCCAGAUAUCCUUUGGUUCCUGGGCAUGAAAUUGUUGGUAUUGUGACAAAAAUUGGAAGCAAUGUGAAGAAGUUCAAAGUGGACGAUCAGGUUGGUGUUGGAGUAAUGGUGAACUCCUGUAAGUCAUGCGAGUAUUGCGACCAGGACUUGGAGAAUUACUGCCCUAAAAUGAUAUUUACAUACAAUGCCCAAAACCAUGAUGGGACAAAAACUUAUGGUGGUUAUUCUGAUACAAUUGUGGUUGACCAGCACUUUGUACUCCGUAUCCCUGAUAGCAUGCCUGCUGAUGGGGCUGCACCACUAUUAUGUGCUGGGAUCACAGUGUACAGCCCAAUGAAAUAUUAUGGAAUGACAGAACCAGGGAAGCAUUUGGGAAUCGUAGGAUUGGGGGGGCUUGGUCAUGUUGCUGUGAAGAUUGGUAAGGCCUUUGGUUUGAAAGUUACAGUCAUCAGUUCAUCAUCAAGAAAGGAGAGGGAAGCACUUGAUAGACUUGGUGCUGAUUCGUUCCUUGUGAGCAGUGACCCUGGGAAAAUGAAGGCAGCAUUUGGCACUAUGGAUUACAUCAUUGACACUGUGUCUGCAGUUCAUGCCUUGGCUCCACUUCUAAGUCUGCUGAAGACAAAUGGAAAACUUGUUACUUUGGGCUUGCCUGAGAAGCCCCUUGAGCUGCCUAUCUUCCCUUUGGUCUUGGGGCGAAAGCUAGUUGGUGGAAGUGAUAUUGGAGGGGUGAAAGAGACUCAAGAGAUGUUGGACUUCUGUGCGAAGCACAGUAUUACCUCAGAUGUUGAGGUGAUCCGAAUGGAUCAAAUCAACACAGCCAUGGAUAGGCUUGCCAAAUCGGAUGUCAGGUACCGGUUUGUGAUUGAUGUGGCCAACUCCCUGUCACAAUCUCAGUUAUGAAGCCCUCGAUUCCUCUCUAGGUCUUUCAGCUAAAACCAAGUCACGAUAUGCUUCGUAUACUGUCCCUUCUCUGUUCCGAGGCAUGGAUAAUGGAAUAAGGUUUAAUAAGGUUUCUAGCA
Molecule: messenger RNA, 1267 nt
Organism: Populus nigra (black poplar)
Lineage: Eukaryota; Viridiplantae; Streptophyta; Magnoliopsida; Malpighiales; Salicaceae
Product: probable cinnamyl alcohol dehydrogenase 9
Exons: 5
Coding region: 60-1148 (362 amino acids)
Biological process (GO): lignin biosynthetic process
Molecular function (GO): cinnamyl-alcohol dehydrogenase activity; zinc ion binding
Source: RefSeq, a predicted model, not a curated record